Camelina sativa (false flax) is the source of this 557-nucleotide messenger RNA. RefSeq names its product glycine-rich RNA-binding protein 10-like. The record is from RefSeq and is a predicted model, not a curated record. Gene Ontology annotation, molecular function: RNA binding. Lineage: Eukaryota; Viridiplantae; Streptophyta; Magnoliopsida; Brassicales; Brassicaceae.
UAAUAGUUAUACUUGCAGAAAAACUAUGGUGGGUUUCAUGAAAAAUUUAUGAUCAUUAACGAUCGUGAGACUGGAAGGUCAAAGGAAUUCGGAUUCGUCACCUUCAAGGACGAGAAAUCCAUGAGGGAUGCUAUUGAAGAGAUGAACGGGAAAGAGCUUGUUGGCCGCACCAUCACUGUGAAUGAGGCUCAGUCAAGAGGAAGCGGCGGCGGUGGAGGAGGCCAUGGUGGUUACCGUGUCGGCGGUGGUUAUGAGAGACGUAGCGGUGGUUACCUAUCUGGUGGAGGCGGCGGUGGCCGAUGUGGACACGGUGGUCGUUGUGAAGGCGGUAGCGGUUGUUGAUAAUAAUUGAGUUUAGGCUUAUGUUAUUUUAUAUAAGUAUAUUAUUAAGUGUGUUGUAAUGUCAAAUGUUAUGUGUAAACCGUGACGUGUUACGAAGCGUUGUUAGUGUAGGAAGUUGCAAUGGUUGCUUUGUGUCUUUAGGAAAACUACAUAAAGUGGAUGUUUUCUUAUUGUAAAAGUUGUUGAGAAUAAUUGAGAAGUUUUUCACUUUUUCA